AGUUGACAUAGUACCUUCCGCCUCUCCUAUUGCGUGCUGACAAAUUAAAGUAAUGCCGAUAACUGUCGAAGACCUAGUCACCGUUCUACAAGGCAGGGGGCCGCUAUAAGACCGCAUUUACGGCCGAAACAGCAUUUCAGUUUUCGUGCUCACAUUAUUAGCUUUAUUUAGCACAUUAGGGCCAGUAUCGUUGCACUUGACAGUGGCCGCGGUAGACCAAUGUGCGCCCGCAGCUUGCAAUACGUUUUCCAAACGAGCAGCGUCUAACUGUGCAAUGUCUCGAUCAUCAAACCGCGGACCUCGUGCGGAUAUUGCGCUGCUUCGGAAGUUAAAGGCGGAUCCCAACUUUUCGCCAUCGUCGCUGCUUAAUGCGGGGCCAAACUUCUUGGAAAAGGCGAACAAACUUAAAGGGUUUGUAGCAGAGCAGCGCGGGAAGCUUGGUGCCUCUGCGGCAAAGACGGAAUGGCUACUUGCGUACCAGCAAUUGCAGAACGAGCAAGACGACGCUGAGCGGGAGCUAACAACAUGCCUGCAGCAGCUAGCGGAGCAGCCGAGCACUGAGUUGCGAGAGGCGGCAGAAGCCCUCUCACUGCUGCACACCCAGUCCGAUGCAUGUCGCUCGGAACGCGCGCAGCUUCGGUCCCGGGUCAAGGGCCUCUCUUCCGUACACGCUAGCUUCCGAGCGUACGGCGCACCCUCGCAGUUUUCCAAGGAGGCUAGCGCUCUCAAAAACGAGAUGGCUGUGUUGGGCCAGGAGCUGGCCGCCGCUCUGGGGCAGCUGGGGGAGGAGGCGGCGACCCUAACCUCGGAACUACGGGACGCCUGGCCCUCAGCACUCGCGACACCGGGAGCCGGGCUGGGAGCCCUGGCCGGGGGGCAGGCAGAGGGGCAGGUGGGAGAGGGUAGCAGCGGAGGAGGCGGAGGUGGAGGAGGUGAUCUCGUGCCGUUGCCCGGCCCGGGCGAUAGUCGCGGAGAGGACCUGGAGGAGCUGGAGCGCAUGCUGGCUAGGUAUCCGGUGGCGUCCCCGGACAUCAAGGAACGCAUUCGGGAGGUGCUCCUGGCGCUGCAGAACAACUACCUGGAGCGGUUAGAGACCUGGAGGCUGGAAACCGAGCGGACCGCCUCCAACCUGUUCGCUAGCACCUCCGCCUCCUCCAGCGCGCAAUCCCCAGCAACAGCAUCCACACAGCAACCAAGACAGCUGCCACAGCAGCAGCACCAACAACAGCGGGGAACAGCGGCAGUGGCGGGGCCUGCAAGACCAGGAGGGAAGGCGGGAGCCGGUACUGGCAGCUGUGGUAGCGGCGGUGCCAGUACUAGUGCUGGUGGCGGCGGCAGCAACGACACGGAAUGGUGCAUGACGGCUUGCCCGGAACCUGGUUCCUUGUUGGGCGGUGGUAGUGGUGGUGGUGGUGGUAACAGCAGCAGCAGCAGUAGCAGCGCGGCGGUUUCGUGGUUGCUCAGCGGUUACGGCGGUUGGUCGGCGGAGGAGCACUCGGCGUUCGUUCGGCACCGGGAUAGACUGCUGCGAGAGGGAGGGCAGAGCGGCAAGAACCUCCCUCGCGACGACAUGCUGGCUCGCAUCGGCCGCCUGCUGCCCUCGCGCCCCUCCCUCGCCCAGCUGCGGUCGCACGAGGCCUGGGCCACUUCCUCGCGGCUGGCGGCGCGGCGGCGGAGGGACCUGGCGGAGGGCUGGGAGCGCGAGCGGCGGCAGUUCCUGGAAGACAGCGCCAGCUUCCUGCAGGAGAGCGAGGCGGCGUUCCUGGCACAGGCCGAGGCAGCAGCUGACAGGCUGGUAGCAGAGCUGGUUCGGGAGCGGGCGCGUGACGAGCUGGAGGAGCUGCUAGCGGAGCGGGCUCGCGAGGACGAGGUGGUGGCGGCUGAGCGGGCGGCGCGGCAGGCGGCGGAGGCGGAGGCGGCGGCCGCAGCGGAGUCCCGGGCGCGUCAGGAGAAGGCGCUCAAGCGGGACAUGGUAGCAGCAUACAGGGCCGAGCUAGAGCGGCAGCAGGCGGAGGCGGCUGCCGCGGCGGCGGAGGAGGAGCGGCAGGCGGCCCUGGUGGCGGAGCAGCAGGCGGUGUACAACCGGGAACGAGUGGAAGUACGACAGGCGGAAUACCUGGAACGGCAGGAACAAGCCAAGGAGCGACAAGAGGCCGCCGCAGCUGCCGCCGCCGCCCGCGCCGCCCGCCUGGCCCGUCUCGCCGCCCUGGUCGCCCCCGAGGUGGCUGCCGACCCCGCCCGCUUGCUGGCGCACACCGCGGCCAGUAACGCAGCGCUGGCUGCAAUGGGGGAGCGGUCGGAGGGCGCGUUCCACCCCGUGAAUGGCUACACCACGGAUCAAGUGGUUCGGGACCAGCGCUUCAAGAUCAUGGAAGCGCUGGCGGCGGUGGGGCUGCAUGAAACAGAGUACGGACGGCGAGUGAUUGCGGCUGCCCGCCCCGCCAAGCCCACUCGCCCCGACAACUUCACAUCGGAGCAGCGGGAGGCGAUAGGGGGGAACCGGCGUUGAGGGCGG
Messenger RNA from Astrephomene gubernaculifera, 2515 nucleotides. NCBI's taxonomy places the organism in Eukaryota, Viridiplantae, Chlorophyta, Chlorophyceae, Chlamydomonadales, Astrephomenaceae. The record is from the annotation of a GenBank genome assembly.